AUGUACCCGCAAAAGGAUGUCAAACUUCACAUAGAAAAAUUUCACCCCCCACCCCCGGAUGCAGCAGAGGCGAGUCCAAGUAAAAUAGUAAGCAAUCCUGGAGCUGCGCCAUCUUCCGCGCCGUCCGCGGGCCCGACAACAAAUAAAAAGAACCGCCCCGCAAAAAACUCCACUAAUCCGCGGCAAUCCGGCGCGCGUUCCACCACCACCGCCAACAAGAAGGUCCGCUCAGCUUUGUGGACUUUACCCAGCGGGCUUUCUCCAACGACAACACCACUAUCAACGACAAAGACAUCAACGAGUUCAUCCCCCACAUAUGCAGCCGUCACAGCAGGACAGGCGGUCGCCAUCACCAUGAGGCCGCCGAGAGCGACGGCUGCGGGGACGGUGUCCAAGCCGGGACCAUCGAAGGGAGCCGUCCCAAAAAGGGCGUUGACGAGAACAUCAAUGAGGACAGCUGCCGCAAGGACAAAUACGGUCGCGGAUUUGUCUAUCCCCUCCAGUGGGGGUAGCAGUUGCAUCAAAAGAGCCGGCACCUCGUCCCUUGCGCGCCGCCCUCCCCCCCAUCACCAUUGUCAGCAGGUAGCUACAUAG
This is a messenger RNA of Pseudomyrmex gracilis, 594 nucleotides long. RefSeq names its product mucin-5AC-like. Bases 1 to 594 code for a protein of 197 amino acids. The transcript has a single exon. The record is from RefSeq and is a predicted model, not a curated record. Lineage: Eukaryota; Metazoa; Arthropoda; Insecta; Hymenoptera; Formicidae.